Somion occarium is the source of this 3378-nucleotide messenger RNA. The record is from the annotation of a GenBank genome assembly. NCBI's taxonomy places the organism in Eukaryota, Fungi, Basidiomycota, Agaricomycetes, Polyporales, Cerrenaceae.
AACCGCACAGGAAGGCCUCAUUGGCUGUGCUUCAAUUGCCAGCUUUUGCGUAUUCUGAUUGGUUUUCGGACUUCCCUGGUGGAAUAUGAGCGGUACUCUGCUCUCUUUGUUAUUUCCUCCGUCGUCCGGACUCUCCACAGUGGCGCACCACUAAUCGCACACAGGAGAUGCAUGACAGCAAUACGUAUUCCACCUCCCUCCUACCGGCUUCUACCUGGUUCUGCAUAUCCGAUGCUUCAGGAAGUGAUGUCUAUGCACCGGUCAAAACUUUCACUCCCACACCAGACGAUCUCUCACCCGCCGAUCUUAUCCGUUCGAAAUAUGAAUGCCUCGCUGGGAGGCUCACGCGCUGACGGCACUUCCUCACGCUGAAUGCCGUUGCAGAGGCGUGGGGUCUUCUCUGCAUUUUCGUUUGCUUGUAUGUCGGCCGUUCCUCUUAAACCUCCCACAGCCCUUCCAGGUCAUUUCUUCUACCCCGUCUCCAACAGAUUCACUUCUGUCGAGUACUACUAUUCUCCUCUUUCGUUCGGCGUCUCCUCUGCAGUUCGUUGCCUCUGCCCGAAUUGCAUGACCGGUGUCUUACUUCCUGGUGUUACUUCAUAAAGGAGGACGCUGAAUUUCGGAUUAAAGUAGUUAAUGUGCGACAUGAGGUCACGAUUUUGUAUUCCAUUCCCUCUCCUUUUCGUCGCGCUCCUAUCACUUGAGUCGCCAGACUUGUCGCGGUUUACGUACUGGGUAGCUCGGAGGCAUCCAUUCUGGGCGCUGUCAUAUUCUGCUGUAUUCGCUAAUGCCGAACUCGUCAAUCGUACUGUCGAUGACUCUUCUUCCGAGAUAGUCUAUACCCCUGCAACCUCAUGGCACUCUUCUGCGAAUCAAUGUGCCACGUGCUUGGCUCCUAGUAGCGACCUGGCGUAUCAGGGCACUUGGCAUGACGGGACUCACAUUAUCCCCACUUUCGACGCAGAUGAUCUCAACGAGAAUGCCACCAAUGAUACAGAUGAUCAACCAUCAGGGAAACCAUCUCCACCUUCCCCUCCGCCGCCGCCGCCCACACAAGUCAAGGACGAUGACGAACAUGAACACGACGACGACGAUGAUGACGACGACAAUCACGGGGAUGAUGAUAAUGACGGAAAGGACAAGGAUAAAGGGAAGGGGAGGGGAAAGGGCGGACUGGAUAAAAGGGCGUCGAGAAGUGUUAGAGAAAGGGAGAAGUGGUUUCGUAGGCAGCAAGAUGCGGAUGACAACCCAUUUUUUGUCCCAAAACUUGACAGCGAUGACGAAGGAUUCGUUGAUACACCCGUGUUGGCGAACUUCAAUUUCACUGGGUCCGCUGUAUACGUCUUCGGUCUGAUCCCCCUUUUCCCCGCCGCGGCAAACAACACUCCAACCUUUGUGAAUCUCACGUACACUCUCGAUUCGCAGCCGGCAGGAGACUUCAGCCAUUCCGGAACCCAAUCUCCCGUUUCCCCUACACCUGCUCCUUCCGCUUUCCAACAGUCAGUGCCUAUCUUUGCUCGAACGGGACUUCCGGAAGGAUUCCACGCUCUCACAAUCAACGUAGGGCCAGAUUCAGUCUUUCUCCUAGAUUACAUUAUCUACAGCCAGGACGAUGGGUUCGGCGGCGGUGGGAAUGACACCGACAACGCUGUGUCGACCACUUGGAGCGCGCCCGGCUCGUCGGGUACUUCUGGAGCAGGUUCAAGUGCGCCAAGCACGGGUCCAACACAGUCGACUUCAACCUCGACAAAAUCGCAUAAUGUCGCUACCUUCGCGGGGGCAGUUGGAGGUUCAGUUGGCCUUCUAGCUGUCCUAUCACUUUCGCUAGCACUAUCUCUCUACCGUCGUCGUAGAGCAGCUCAGCGUCGUGAUCGUCAGUAUCGCGCUGCGCGGACUCGAAGGUCAGACGCAUCUAUUGGAGAGUCGUUCCAUACGGAUGCGUCAGAGGAUGGACCGCCCAUGCAAGGGCCGGCCCCGUUUAUCCCUCGGUACUUCCCUGGCACUGUACCCACAGCACCUCCUCCAUAUGUCCCAUCGAACUCCCCGGAACCCACAGAUUCACUGCUGGCUCCUUCAACCUCGAUCCAUUCACCUUUGGCAUCAGUAUCGUGGAAUACAUAUCGUCCUGUUCCUGCAGGGGACCCAGGGGAUUCAUCCUAUGCAGAUAGACCACCUCCUACUCCUCCACCAAUCGAUGACGGCUACUUUGCACCACCGCCAACAUUCGGCGAAGCCAUUGCAUCCCCAGUGCCGGCCAUCCUAUCCCGUCUGAGCGGGAUGCCUGUGGCUUCACAAGCCACAUCUCCUCGUCCCCCAUCCUUAACGUCAAUAUCAACACUGCCGUCGAGGGCGGCUAGUCGCUCGAGCGCAACAGCUCAAAGUAGCAACGACACCUCUCCAAGAGGAUCUGCUCUUCCGGAGAAUUACACCAGAGUCGUCUCUUCCCAGGCUAGUAAUUCUAGUUUGCGAGGGGCUCACUCGAGUUUGUCCUCAUCCGCCCAACCGCUUAUCCCUGUCACGCCACCUGAAAUACAUUCAACAUUAUCUGAACCGCUGGCUGACCCGCCACCUUCUUCCCAUUCUGAGGUACCACCUUCAAUACCUCCGCCAAUAGAGGUUUUGCAAGCUGAGCAGGGGCAGAUACGACGGACAAGUGAUGAGGAUACUGCAUCGAGAUGAGCAUAUGGACGACGGUACAUUAAUUGAUCAACUUAUUGGUUAGUCUAUUCUUUCUUGUUUACAUAUAGUCUGCACUUCACGCUAUUGCAAUGUUGUUCUGACGCAUGGCAUCGGGGAUUUCGACAUGCCAAUCUAUUCACGAGACUGGUGUUGACGGCUCUUGCUUUGCACUCACCGUGCACCCCGUUUGUGGUCCGUGAGGCUUUCUACACUUGGUUGGGUGCCGUUCUCACCGCUGUUUACCUCACCGAGCGCCGGAUACAGGUUUGUCCCCGUGACGGACUCCGUGCCUUUCUACAUUCCCACCAUCAUCCCGGCCAGUGGGUUACUCUCACUGCUCGAUGAGGUGCCGUGCCUUAUUUCUCACUCCGGAGACUCGUCUCUGGGUCAUUCCCCCUGCUUUUUAGCAUCUCAACCACCCGUACUUUCGUUUUGACUCUCCCCAUUCCAUUCUUGACUCCAUGUCAUGCGUUUUUUUUUUCGGGCGGAACCUGACUGACGUUGUCUAUUCUUUCUACUCCACACAGGCUAUAUUCCACCGCACCUUACGAUCCCACUACUUAGGCAUGACAAUGUCGUUUAUGCAUAGAGGUCCCGUUUAGGCAGAUCACAUCGGGCAUUCGUCACACGAAAUGUCGUAAUAUUGUACUCGCAAAAUCCUAUUCUCGCUGGAACGCCUUGUGGCACCCGUGUCGCCUC